ACAAAAGUGUACGCCGCUGAACGCCCUUUGUCGUGGGCGUGUCGUUAUCGACGUCAUUGCUUGUAGCGCGCAACAUAAAGGAGGUGCAAGUAGGGGCUUGGUCAUCGCAGCUGCACGGGCGCAACUCACCUCCAAACAUCGCACCGAGCUGACUAGAUCCAAAAGUCAACUUCCGCGUAGCAUUGGCCAGAGGAGCUUCAAGAUGAUCCAUCAACGCAAAGAAUUCUUCUUUCUUCUUUUGCUUUGUUUCCCUUUGAGCCGUGGGCAGUCUGAGUGUCCAACGGGCUGGCUGGAGCACAGGGGCAAGUGUUACUACUUCUCCAGCGACACCAAGACAUGGAAGGAGGCAAAUGCCUUCUGUUUGUCACAUGACAGCAAGCUGACGAGCAUUUUGGAUGCCGACGAGAAGGACUGGCUGAGGACAACAUUCAGACAGGGCAAGGCUUGGCUGGGCCUGACGGACGAGCACACGGAGGGAGUGUGGAGUUGGACUGAUGAAAGUCUCUUCAUCGAAUCGAUGGCGUGA
Molecule: messenger RNA, 526 nt
Organism: Syngnathus acus (greater pipefish)
Lineage: Eukaryota; Metazoa; Chordata; Actinopteri; Syngnathiformes; Syngnathidae
Product: asialoglycoprotein receptor 1-like
Exons: 3
Coding region: 203-526 (107 amino acids)
Source: RefSeq, a predicted model, not a curated record